AUUUAAAGAGCAGUCCCUGAAUUCUUCUUACUUACCUCACACUCUGUGACGGUUUAAUGGACCCACACUCAACUCUGUUCUGCUUCUAAUACACGUGUUAAAGAAACACGUGAGUUGUCUGACUGAACUACAAUACACCCUAAUACGCCCUAACCACAAAAACUCACAUCAGGUUUUACAAGCUUAUCUUCAUAUCUUCCUGGCAUAAGGACAUUUCCUCAUACCCAGUUUUCUGGUUUAUUGUUCUACUAUUGAAGUAAAUGCUUUAGUCUUGGUAGUCAUUUACUCUCAUUGUGUGGAGAGAGUAAUACCUUUACUAUGUGUGUCUCUCUGCUGCUGCUACUGCUGGUCUGCGGCGCCCAGUCGUCUCAUUUUUACGGGACAGUAAUGACUUAUUACCCAAAAAACACUAAUGCAGAUGGAUCUCUCACGGUUGUCCUUCGCUAUAAGCUGAGCUUCCACCUUUUUUCUUCGAGCAACUUCUGGACCUGCCCUUCUCUAAAUUGCGGGAAUCAGACUUCUCUGGAGCUAAACAUGGUGGACCAGGAGAGCAGUGGAGAGUGGUUUCAAAGAGAGGGAAUCAUGACUCGGCAGGUUCCCAUCAACUCUCAGUUCCAAUUAGAGUUGUCUGGCAAUGCCUGGAUAAAUAAUAACUAUGGCAUCUCAAGAUGGAAAGCUGUGACUGGAGUGGAGCUGGGGAACAGGUCGGACAUCAGACAAGCCAACACAUCGCCCCAGACCACAAUCCUGCCAGCCUUGAGAGUUCCUUCAAACUGUCAGAGAGAUUUCCACCUGCUGGACUUUGAUCCGGAUGGAGAUGAGGUCAGAUGCAGAUACGCAAACUCCUCUCUGUCAGAGUGUACCCAGUGCACUACGCCGUCUGUUCUCAGCCUCUCAGAAUCCUGUAUUCUGUCCUUCAGCCCCAACAGCAGCGUAAACGAAGGUCCGUACAUUGUCCAGAUGGUGAUGGAGGACUUUCCCAGGCAGACCAUCUCUCUGACUCAAAACGGAGGGCUGACAGUCACCAGUGCUAUCAGCAAAAUACCUGUCCAGUUUGCUGUAAGAGUGGACCCCGCAGUGCCCUCCUGCACAGAGGGACUCUAUCUGCCCAGGUUCCUGACUCCAACUCCAGCCAACAAAGCUCAACUGUACACCCCUGUCAAUCAGACCCUUUCUAUCAGCGUCAAUGCAGAGGCUAAUGUCUCCACGACGCUUGAGCUGCUGUUCAGCGGGCCGUACAACAUGAACAAGAGUUCAUUAGGAGCAGGACGGUUCCUCCUGAGAUGGACGCCGUCUCAAGAAGAAGACGGAGAAAGCCAUCCCAUCUGUUUUGUCAUCCAAUCAAUCACGAAUUCAACCACCAAAUAUCAGUCUGAGCUCCGAUGUGUCAUUGUGACUGUUGGAAAUGAGCCAACAAUAACCACAGCCGUUCCAUCAACAACACCACCAGUAACUGGAGUCUCAAAACAAGGUGUUGUAGCUAUGAGAAUCAACAUUUCCUCUGCGUCUCCACUGUCUGAAGACUUCAUCAGGAGUACCAUCAUACAACAGAUUAAAGACGAGCUGGUGAGAAAAGGGCUGCCAUCAGACAUAACUCUACGCCUCGUCAGAAGUGUUCAACUGGGACUCACAACCCGAGCAACCCCUGUAAAUUAAGCCUGAAUAUUUGUAGGUACCGCUCAAAUGUAAAACCUUAAGGUCAGCCUCUUUUGAGCAAACAACACUUCAUGAGCUUUUAUUCCUAACUUCACCUGAAGAUGACAUUAAUGCUCCGAAUUUGACAAUCUGAAUUAAGGACUAUCUACUUUCACCAAAGGAAAUCAAAUUAAUUACAGGUAUUAAAAUCCUUCGAAGCAAAAUCUGGGUGAAUGCAAACCAUAGCUGUGUAAAUGUAGUGUUUUUACUGAUAUUAUAUUUACAUAUUUGAAGUGUAUUGUAUUUUUUAUAUAUACGGGAUUUGAUUGGCUGACGGGAUUUGAUUGGCUGACGCUUCCAGCUCAGCUUCAAAAGUAGAACA
Messenger RNA from Gymnodraco acuticeps, 2017 nucleotides. RefSeq lists its product as uncharacterized. The transcript is spliced from 11 exons. NCBI's taxonomy places the organism in Eukaryota, Metazoa, Chordata, Actinopteri, Perciformes, Bathydraconidae. Bases 319 to 1656 code for a protein of 445 amino acids. The record is from RefSeq and is a predicted model, not a curated record.